Messenger RNA from Malus domestica (apple), 658 nucleotides. The record is from RefSeq and is a predicted model, not a curated record. Lineage: Eukaryota; Viridiplantae; Streptophyta; Magnoliopsida; Rosales; Rosaceae.
AUGGCGAGGAAGUCCGGAGUGGCCAUGGAAUCGCAGCAAGUUCUGCGCAGCGCUUCUUCAUCGUCACAACCUUCCUUCCAAUUCUUUCCAAACCCUGGCUUCUUCAAUCCCCACCGCACCAUCUUCGCCGCCCACAGCAUCUCCUUCCACCUCCAAACCCUUCUCCAAUUCCCUCCAUCACUUCCCAAACCCUCACUUUCUCCAACUCCGACCUCUUUCCUCGCCCUCAGAAGGAGCUGUGCCAGCACUUUUCUAUUUCAGUGCAGUCUGGUGCGGGCCUUGUUCAUAUCUCCAAUCGUUGGAGAGUUGAGUGAGCAAUACCCACAGGUAACAACGUAUAAGGUUGACAUCGAUGAGAAGGGCCUUACAAACACUUUGGACGAGUUGAAUAUUUCCUCCGUGCCUACAUUCCAAUUCUUUAAAGAUGGGAAGACGGUGGCUGAAGUUGUUGGUGCUAAUGUUGCCCACUUGAGAAACACUUUAAAAAAUGCUUCAAGUAAUUCUUUAGUACAUUACACUACACUUGUGCGCUUUCUCAUUUGUGAACGUGGUGUUUAUAUUAAAUGCAUAAUAGCUUUUAAUGGUUCAAGUUUCUCCAAAUGUGAUCAGUUCUAUAGCUCAAUUUUAUAUUAAACCCUAUAGUAGGAUUUCCAUUUCA